UACAGGAGCUAUGGUAGCCCUGAUAAGAGUUCAAAAAACGCGCUUAUCGUACACAUUGUCGGACAUCAAGCGAGAAAGUUAGUGUAGUAAAUAAAUUAAUCUACAAAAAUGUCGGAUAUACGCACUCUGGGCAAGCGGUUGGGACAACGUGUUGGCAGAGAGGCGAUCGUUCUGGGCAGAAUCACAGAGAAAAGUGCAAAUGGCAUAAACAUAGAAUUGACAACAACGGAUAACGCUCUAGUUAAUGUGACACUACCUGAACCACUUGAUCACAAUGCCUCAGGAUAUAUGGAAGUACGUGGUACAGUGAAAUCAAAGUCUACUUUAUCAUGCAAGAGCUUUGUAUGCUUCCCUCCUGACAUAACAAAAACUUUUGAUGAAAAUGGAUACAAUACCAUGAUGCAUACACGCCAUGCGAUAGGUGAUCAGUUGGAUGGAAUAUUCUAUGGAGAAUAAAACUGACAUGUUUAAGAUAUGUGAAAAGUUACUGUAUUCAUUUGUAUACAUUUUUACAUUCCGUUAAACAUACUAGUAUAUAUGCUUUCUGCAGUGAAUAAGAAAUAAUGCCGUCAUGUGGAGAAAAUCAUCAGAAUACAAUUCCUUUCUCUGUACAUAAAGUAUAAGUACACCUGAUAAAUAUACAAAUUAUCCUAAA
This is a messenger RNA of Harpegnathos saltator (Jerdon's jumping ant), 655 nucleotides long. RefSeq lists its product as uncharacterized. Gene Ontology annotation, molecular function: single-stranded DNA binding; damaged DNA binding. Lineage: Eukaryota; Metazoa; Arthropoda; Insecta; Hymenoptera; Formicidae. The record is from RefSeq and is a predicted model, not a curated record. The coding region runs from base 109 to 456 and encodes 115 amino acids. Gene Ontology annotation, cellular component: nucleus; site of double-strand break; DNA replication factor A complex. The transcript is spliced from 3 exons. Gene Ontology annotation, biological process: DNA replication; base-excision repair; mismatch repair.